Sporothrix brasiliensis 5110 is the source of this 3642-nucleotide messenger RNA. Its product is annotated as splicing factor 3B subunit 3. Gene Ontology annotation, cellular component: nucleus; U2 snRNP. The transcript has 3 exons. NCBI's taxonomy places the organism in Eukaryota, Fungi, Ascomycota, Sordariomycetes, Ophiostomatales, Ophiostomataceae. The record is from RefSeq and is a predicted model, not a curated record. The coding region runs from base 1 to 3642 and encodes 1213 amino acids. Gene Ontology annotation, biological process: mRNA splicing, via spliceosome. Gene Ontology annotation, molecular function: protein binding; U2 snRNA binding.
AUGGCGACCGCCACGUCGAACAUGUUUCUCUACUCGCUGACGCUGCAGCCGCCGACCACGAUCAGCCAUGCUAUCCUCGGCCAGUUCUCCGGCACCAAGGAGCAGCAGAUCCUGGUCGCGUCCGGCUCGCGUCUGGCCCUCCUGCGUCCCGAGCCCGCCCAGGGCAAGGUCGUGACAGUGCUGGCCCACGACGUCUUUGGCAUCAUCCGUGCCCUCGCGUCCUUUCGGCUGGCUGGAAGCUCCAAAGACUACAUUAUUCUGGCUACAGACUCGGGCCGCAUCACAAUCGUGGAGUACAUCCCUGCCGAGAACCGAUUUUCACGCGUGCAUCUCGAGACCUUUGGCAAGUCCGCCGUGCGGCGCGUCGUGCCCGGCCAGUACCUUGCUGCCGAUCCCAAGGGCCGCGCGUGCUUGAUCGCCGCCGUCGAGAAGAACAAGCUGGUCUAUGUGCUGAACCGCAAUGCCCAGGCGGAGCUCACCAUCUCUUCGCCUCUCGAGGCCCACAAGCCGGGCGUCAUUGUCAUCGCCAUGGUGGCACUCGACGUCGGCUACUCCAACCCUGUGUUUGCUGCGCUGGAGAUGGACUACAGCGAGUCGGACCAGGACCCGACGGGCGAGGCGUACCGCGAAUCGGAGACGCUGUUGGUGUACUACGAGCUGGACCUUGGCCUCAACCACGUCGUGCGGCGCUGGUCCGACCCCGUGGAUGCCACUGCCUCGAUUCUCUUCCAAGUGCCCGGCGGCAACGACGGCCCCAGCGGCGUCCUCGUCUGCAGCGAAGAGAAUGUCACCUACCGCCACUCCUACCAAGAGGCCUUCCGCGUGCCCAUCCCACGGCGACGUGGUGCCACGGAGGACCCCAGCCGCAAGCGCACCAUUGUGUCGGGCGUCAUGCACAAGCUCAAGGGCAAUGCCGGUGCCUUUUUCUUCCUCCUGCAGACAGAGGAUGGCGACCUGUUCAAGGUGACCCUGGACAUGGUCGAGGACGACGACGGCAACCCGACAGGCGAGGUGCUGCGCCUCAAGAUCAAGUACUUUGACACGGUGCCCGUCGCGUCGAGCCUCUGCAUUCUUAAGAGCGGCUUUCUGUUUGUUGCGUGCGAGUUUGGCAACCACCACUUUUACCAGUUUGAGAAGCUCGGCGACGACGACGACGAGCUCGAGUUCUCCAGCGACAACUUCCCCGCCGAUCCCAAGGCGCCGUACGAGCCCGUCUACUUUUCUCCGCGGCUGGCGGAAAACCUCGCCCUGGUCGAGAGCAUCGACGCCACCAACCCCAUGCUGGACGUCAAGAUUGCCAACUUGACCGAGGACGACGCACCACAGAUCUACUCGGUCUGCGGCAAUGGCGCGCGCAGCACCUUCCGGAUGCUGAAACACGCCCUGGAGGUGAACGAGAUUGUCGCGUCCCAGCUGCCCGGCACACCCACGGCCGUGUGGACCACCAAGGUGCGCCGGGACGACGAUUUUGACUCGUACAUUGUGCUGUCGUUCAACAACGGCACGCUCGUCCUGAGCAUUGGCGAAACCGUCGAGGAGGUACGGGACACGGGCUUCCUCACAGGCGUUCCCACUCUUGCUGUCCAGCAGCUGGGCGACGACGGCCUCAUCCAGGUGCACCCCAAGGGCAUCCGGCACAUCCGUGACGGCCGCGUCAACGAGUGGCCGGCGCCGCAGCACCGGUCCAUUAUCAUUGCGGCAACCAACGAGCGGCAAGUCUGUGUUGCCCUCAGCUCGGGGGAGAUUGUCUACUUUGAGAUGGACACCGACGGCUCGCUCGCCGAGUACGACGAGAAGAAGGAGAUGUCGGGCACCGUCACCAGCUUGAGCCUGGGUGCCGUGCCCGAAGGCCGUCUCCGCAGUUCCUUUUUGGCCGUGGGCUGCGACGACUGCACCGUGCGCAUUUUGAGCCUCGACCCUGAGACGACUCUGGAGAGCAUGUCCGUCCAAGCACUGACGGCGGCGCCCUCGGCGCUGCUCAUUAUGGCCAUGGACGACUCGUCUGCAGGGGGCUCCGCCAUGUACCUGCACAUUGGCCUCAACUCGGGCGUGUACCUGCGUACCGUCCUGGACGAAGUGACGGGCGAGCUCACGGACACGCGGCAGCGUUUCCUGGGCCCAAAACAGGUGCGUCUGUUCUCGGUGUCCGUGCAGCGACGGGUCUGCGUGCUGGCACUCAGCUCCCGUCCCUGGCUCGGCUACGACGACAGCAAGGCCAAGAACUUUGCCAUGACCCCGCUCGACUACGGCGAGCUCGAGUUCGGCUGGAACUUUAGCAGCGAGCAGUGCGAAGAGGGCAUGGUUGGCAUCUAUGGCAACUUUUUACGAAUCUUCUCGAUUGAGAAACUAGGCGAGCCUCUCAUUCAGAAAACCUUCCCCUUGACAUAUACCCCCCGCCGGCUCGCCAAACAUCCCGAGCUCGGCAUCUUCUACACGAUCGAAUCCGACAACAACACCCUCUCUCCCGACCUACGGCGGCAACUUCUGGAAGCGUCAGGCGCCACCAACGGCAACGCACAGCCCCUCCCGCCGGCCGACUUUGGCUACCCGCGGGGCAAUGGCCGCUGGGCCUCGUGCAUCAGCGUCGUUGACCCCGUCGGCGAGGACCCGGGCGUCACGCAGACCAUUGAGCUCGAGGGCAACGAGGCCGCGGUGAGCAUGGCUGUCGCGCCGUUCACGAGCCGCAACGGUGAGAGCUACCUGAUCGUGGGCACGGGCAAGGACAUGGUCAUGAGCCCGCGCCGUUUCUCCGACGGCUACCUCCACGCGUACCGCAUCAGCGACGACGGCAAGCAGCUCGAGUUCCUCCACAAGACCAAGGUGGAAGAGCCGCCGACGGCCAUGAUUCCCUUCCAGGGCCGCCUGCUGGUGGGCAUCGGCAAGGUGCUCCGGAUCUACGAUCUGGGCAUCAAGCAAAUGCUGCGCAAGGCCCAGGGCGAGGUGGCCGACAAGCUGAUUGUGUCUCUGGCGACGCAGGGCAGCCGCAUCAUUGUGGGCGACCUGGAGGAGGGCGUCACGUACGUGGUGUACAAGCCCGAGGUCAACAAGCUGCUGCCGUUUGUCGACGACACCAUCAAGCGCUGGACCACGUGCACGACAAUGGUCGACUACCAGACGGUGGCCGGCGGCGACAAGUUUGGCAACCUGUGGAUUGUGCGGGCGGCCGACAAGGUCAGCCAGGACGUCGACGAGCCCGGGUCCGAGCUGCAGCUGGUGCACGCGCGCAGCUACCUGCACGGCACGCCGAACCGCCUGGCGCUGAUGGCGCACGUGUACACACAGGACGUGCCGAUGAGCAUCUGCAAGACGAGCCUGGUCGUGGGCGGCCAGGAGGUGCUCGUCUGGAGCGGCCUGCAGGGCACCGUCGGCGUGCUGGUGCCGUUUGUCAACCGCGAGGAUGCCGACUUUUUCCAGAACCUGGAGACGCACAUGCGGCAGGAAGACGCGCCGCUGGCCGGCCGCGACCACCUCAUGUACCGGUCGUACUAUGUGCCGGUCAAGGGCGUGAUUGACGGCGACCUGUGCGAGCGGUUCAAUCUGCUGCCGCGCGACAAGAAACAGAUGAUUGCGGGCGAGCUGGACCGGUCGGUGCGCGAGAUUGAGCGCAAGAUCUCGGACGUUCGCACACGAUCCGCCUUUUAG